This is a messenger RNA of Macrosiphum euphorbiae (potato aphid), 228 nucleotides long. Lineage: Eukaryota; Metazoa; Arthropoda; Insecta; Hemiptera; Aphididae. The record is from the annotation of a GenBank genome assembly.
AUGGUACUAGGAGUGACGACAAUGGAAUAUGAUAAGGAAAUAACAGACCUCACCUUGAGUGACGACGAAGUGGAUGAACCAACACCUUCGUCCAGUAUGACAAAAGAGCAGUUGGAAAUGCGAAUCGAAGCCUUAAAAUACUUGUUAUUGUCGCCAGUAAAUUUUACUGAAAUAUAUUAUGCCUGCACUCCCUUUUCCCCAUCAAAUGACCAGUAUAACUUUAAAUAG